UCUUGAGAAGGGAAAGUUAAAUAAGAAAGUGAGAGAAAGCUGUACUCUCUUGUUCUGGGUUUUCAUCUCCCUCUCAGAGAUGGAUUUUCAUGAUAUGAAAAGAAGGGAACUUCAGAAGUUAUGCAAGGAACAUAAUAUACCUGCAAAUUUGAGUAAUUCGGAUAUGGCUGAAAAGCUUUCAUCUAUGUUCAAGGUUCAAGAAAAUGUAGAGGAAAGGCCCAUGAGGAAAACAAGGUCAUGUUUGAAGAAUUCUGAUGAAAUGUUGAGUGAAAAUGAGUCUGAUGUUUUGAAGAGGAAAUCGAAGAAAGUUAGGUUUAGUCCUCAGAAUGAUGUGUUUCAGCUUGGGGGGAAAAAUGGAAGGGCUUCUGUUGUGGAUAACGAGGGUGGUGCCAGUCAGCUUAUCAGGUGUAGGGCGAAGUUGGCCAAGACGAUUAUGAUAAGUCCUGUUGUGAAGAAGAGAGGUAAAAGGGCUGUGCAGGAAGUUGAGGAGGAGGAUGUUGUUGAAAAUAAGGGUGAUACUAGUCGGGUUACUAGGACUAGGGCAUCAUUGGGUAAGAGUGUUGUGAUCUCAAGCCCUGUGGUUAUGAAGAAGAGAGGUAAAAGGGCUUUGCAUGAGAAUGAGAAGCGGGAUUUGGCUGUGGAAAAUAUUGGUGGUGCGAGUCGGGUUACUAGGGCUACAGCAUUGUUGGGCGAAAAGGUAUUGACAAGUCCUGUGGUUAUGAAGAAAAGAGUUAAAAAAGCCGUGCAAGAGGAUGAAAAGGAGGAUUUACUUGUUGAAAAUAAAGGUGCUGCAAGUCGGGUUACUAGGGCUAGGGCAAGUAAUCAGGUUUUGAUAUCUAGUCCUGUGGUUAUUAAGAGGAAAGGUAAAAAAAUCAUGCAAGAGGAUGAAAAGGAGGAUUUGGUGGUUGAUAAUAAAGGUGCUCCAAGUCGGGUUACUAGGGCUAGGGCAGGUAAGCAGGUUUUGAUAUCAAGUCCUGUGGCUAUGAAGAAGAGAGGCAAAAAGGCAGUCCAAAAGGAUGAAAAGGAGGAUUUGGUGCUUGAAAAUAAAGAUGCUCCAAGUCGGGUUACUAGGGCUAGGGCAGGUAAGCAGGUUUUGAUAUCAAGUCCUGUGGCUAUGAAGAAGAGAGGCAAAAAGGCAGUCCAAAAGGAUGAAAAGGAGGAUUUGGUGCUUGAAAAUAAAGAUGCUCCAAGUUGGGUUACUAGGGCUAGGGCAGGUAAGCAGGUUUUGAUAUCAAGUCCUGUGGCUAUGAAGAAGAGAGGCAAAAAGGCAGUCCAAAAGGAGAAAAAGUGUGGCAGUACUUUGUCUCUGGUUGUUGAUUUAACUGAUCUAGCUGUUAAAGAAGAAAAGGAAGUGAUCACUGUAAAAUUUUUGAGGAGCAGAAAGGUUGAAAAUGUUGUGUCUCCGAAGAAUCUCACCAGGAAGCGGAAUACACAAAAUAAAAGUGAGGGUGUUAAUGUGGAAGUUUUGGAAAACAAAGAUGCUGAAGAGGGUAUUACUCAGACGAGGCGAUCAAAGCGCAACAGGAUGGAGUUGACACAGGUUGAACCAUUAGAAGAAAAUUUAGAUGGAACUGUAAAUGCUGGAAGGAGAAAUAUCACAAGAUCCAGGAACCAGUUUCAAGCUAAAGCUCCUAACGUUGUUAGAGAAUCUGAAACUAGAGAUGCAAGGGAGGAAGCAAAGAAAGUGGUCGUCCAAGUUAAAGAGCCUUUACGGCGCUCUGGUCGACAUGUUAACACAGCUGGUGAUGUUGAAAUGCCUAUAAGAUCUGAUAAAUCUACUUGGGGCCAAACUAGACAUGGUACUAAGAGGAAGUCAGUAAUGCCCCAGAUGAAGAAAGCAAAAUUAGAAAAGCCUGUUGCAGGUAAUUUAGGGAUGAAAAAUAAUGACCCCUUAAAUGAAUCAACAAAGCCUAUUGUGAUCAAAAAAGGUUCUGAAACAGGACAUAUCAGGAGAUCAAAAAGGAAUGCAUCAGGGGAUGGUUCAAUUUCAGAUAACGCAAAUGGUAGUGGCACUGAUAUUAAAACGUGCACGACAAAGAAGCGAAAACGAGAUGCAGUUCCGGAAGAAGUGCCUUCGCAGCACACUGGUAGACGUGUAAACAGGAAAGCUGAUAAUAUUUCUGACAAGAUUGAGGGAAAAACACCAAUUGCUUCAGAACCCCGAACGAGGUCUGGAAAUAGGCAGAAUUCUCAAAUGCCCUCGGCUAGGAAGUUAAACAUGUCAGGUAAUUGGAGACCCAAUAGAACUACUGGAGAGAAAGCUUCACCUCGCCAUACAAGAGAACUUUCUUUGGUGCCAAAACAUUCUGCAACUGGGGUAAAGCAAUCAAAAAUAGUGUCUGAAACACCGGCAAGGUCUGGCAGUGGGAAGAAGUCAUUCGAUCACACGGCCAAGAAAUUAAUAGUUUCCGGUAAUACUGAACUACAUAAAUCUGUCAGAGAUAAAGAAGAAUCACCUCACCAAUCUAGAGAUAUUUCUUUGGUGCCAAGAUGUUCUGAAACUGAAUUAAAAUUAAGGGGAUCGAGAAGUAAGCAGACUCCUGUUAUUAGUGAGCAUCCUAGAAGAUUCACACGUAGUGCCCUAAAAGGCAAAACUGAUGGACAAGCACGUGUAAGGGAAAAAAUAUAUCAGAAGAAGUCACAGAGUGUAUCGAAGCUACCACUUUCAAAGCUAGAAUCUUCUUUACCCAAAGUAAUUUCGGCAAGUGAAGGGCUUGAUGUUGAUGUUCAGUUUCAGUCCUCUAACCCGGAAGUUGACAGAAGAACUAAUAAUUUAGCUGCAAAUGCCAGUGACUUUCCUGAGGAUAAAGCUGCUUGUUCAACUCCUCAAGGCGGUUCUGCAAAAACACAUAGCAUGGAUCUUAACUUGCAGGAAUCUGAAGGUCCUGAAAUGAUCAAUAUAGAGGGGAUAUCUUCUUCUGAUGCUUUGAAGUUGCGGAGUGGUCAUGCUGAGCUCGAAGUGGAUAUUUCUGCUAGAGAGCAAGCUCAUUCCCCUGGUGAAAGACCAGCUAGUCAUGAUGUGCACUCAUCCAUACCUCAAAUUGCAGGAUGCAGUAGUGAUCCUUUAUUUGAUACAAGUAAUAGUUGCGGGGGACUUGAUUCGUAUGCGAUACUGCAGGACAGUGCUACUGAGGGCAAUGAUAAGGCUCCUGUACAUAUUGAGCCUGCCGAAGGCUUGCAUGUCUCAGGAGAUGUAGCUUUCAUUGACAGGAACUCCGUUGAUGAUGGCUUCGCAUCAUUAGAGCAGAUAAAAUCAAAGGGAAUGGAAGUAAAUCCUCAAAAGGUCAAACAUGUAGAACCAAGUUCUGAAGGGAUCACUAAUGUUGUACUUGAAGGAUCUACUGUUCAUGAGGAGCAGUCCAUGAACCAAUUCCUGUUCCCUGAAGAUGGGUGCUCUACAAUUUCUCUUUCUCAAACUGGUGAUGUUGAUGAAGACAAUACUAAUGCAACACAGCCUAAAAACUCUUCUGAGUCCAAUGUUGCAAGUCCUCAUUUGGCUCAUUUGAAGACAGAUGAUGCUGGUAUGGAUGCGUUCCCUGUUGGAACUAAUGCAUUAGCCGAUAUUUCACUUGUUGACCAGUCAACUUCAAGAAGAGAUGAAGAAAGUCCACAGCUAAGCAAAGAUGUAGAAUCAAUUUUCAAAGGGAUAGAUCUUAAUAUAGUUUUUCAAGGAUCUGCAGUUCACGAAGAUGAACCUGUUAACCUGUCCCCCUUGGCAGAGGUUGCAGAAAUCACUGAUAAUCCUGUUACUGCUAACAGUGAUACUGCCUGUGUAACUCGGCAAGAAGGUCUUACUGAGAUUGAUGCUAAAAGUCUGUGGCCAGAAAUUACUGAGCAUCCUGUUACUGCCAACAGUGAUUCUGCCUGUUUAACUCGGCAAGAAGGUCCUCCUGAAAUUAUUGCUAAAAGUUCUCCCCUGGUUCAAAUUGAGUCAGUGGACAAUGCAGAUAUUAUUGGGGAUGUAGGCGUCAUAAAUGCUGGAACUGUAUUUGAUAACCUUUUCAAUGUGGAGCAAAUAAAUUCGUCAGCCAUUAAAGAAAAGCUAGAAGUAAGCAAUUAUGUGAAUUCUGUUGUUGCUGAUGGAUCUACCGUUAAUGAGGAAAAGUUAACUGCAGAAGUUAGUGAUUGUGGCCCAACCGGGCAAGAACUGGGUAUUUGCAACCACCCUGCUGAAUUUGCAGAAAGCAGUGAACUUGAUAAAGAUUCCAGAAGUUCUUAUGAGGAACUUGGUGAAGCUAGUUACGCUUAUCUUAAUAAUCAAACUGUCUCUAUGAUCUUCACAGAGGAGAAAGAUGAUACGAGGCACCUUGAAAUAUCCGAGCAAGCUGAUGAACCGCACAACAGAAGUUCAGAAUUAGGAAGUCAGGAAAAUGUAUUAGUGUGUGCUAGGGACGAGUCUGAAAUUAGUGAAAUGGUGAACAUGCUCGAUUCUACUACCAGGGAAUUGAGUAAUAUGCCAGAAUAUAUUUCAUCCCAAACUUCUGAUCACAACAAUGGAGGGAAGUGUAAAGAAAAUAAUCUUAGUUCAUCCAGCAUCACUUUAAUGACAAGUGAAGGUCAGGAGUUUAAAUCAGUAAUCAUUGGAGGGAGAGAAGUGGAGGAAACAGUAUUUGAAGAUAUUAAGGAAAAUGAGUCUAAAAGAACUUCAAGCACGUAUAAGGGUGAUGCACAUAAAACUCUAGACGUGGAGGGAGAACCGGACUUGCAGAAUAUCAGUUCUGAAAGAACACCAGUCAUCUCAGAAGAUGACAUCAACAGAGAUGGAAUUGCGUGCCCUUUGAUUGUUCAAAAAUUCCCUUCCAGUGCUGACGAUCAUUGUCACACACCAUCAGAUGACAGUUGUGGGAAGGAGCAAGAUACAGACAUGUCCAUGGUGAAGAGUAGCAGAAACUUUGGCAAAGAGCUUUUCAGUGAGCAUGAUAUUUGUCGACCAUUAAAGGCCAGUUGUGGGAAGGAGCAAGGUACACCCAUGUCCAUAGUGAAGAGUAGCAAAAACUGUGUUGAAGGUUUUUCCAGUCAGCAUGAUAACGUCAUUGAGCAUGUAAAUAUCUGUUGUGCUGACACCUUGCCUCAGGCCAUCUGUGAAGAUUUUGCAGGGUGUGAUAACCAAAUGGUUACUGACCUUAUGGGAAGCACUGGCAGGGGAAUAAGCAGGACAGGUGCCCUUAACAAUGAAAAAUUGGAAGAAACUGAUAUGAAUGAUGGUGAAACUGACAACAACGUAAAAGGGAUCUGUCAAGAGAAUGAUGAAAGUUCUAUUCUGGUGCAGAUGGAUGUUGACACCAACAAUGUUGAAAGUUCAAGAGAGAACCUUCAAGGAUGUGACCAAGAAGUUGAUGCUUCAGAAAUGCUAAAGAAGGAACUACAAAGUUAUGCUGAUACAAUGCAUUCUGAUGCACUUCUUAACUUGCAAUAUGGUGGUGAAAGAGUAACCUCUGAGCAGACAAGCGAAGCCCCAGCAGGAGUUCGCAUAGAGGAACUCCCAGUUGAAGAUGCCAAUGCACCUGUUAGCUUACAAUAUGGCCAUGGAGAGACAAAUGAAGAUCAAGCAGAAUGUGGACCUGAAGAUUUACAUUUCUUUUCCGGUAUUUUUUAUCCAGAGCACAAGUCAAGAUCUGAUAAAAUGGUACAAGAGGACCUUCCUUUAUGGUAUGAAGAUACUAGUUUUAUACCAGAGAAGAGUGAGGUUGCUGAAAAAGAGGUAGAUAUUUUCAUAGCUUCCAUGACGGAAGAGCAACUGCACAAUUCAGGGGAAGAACAUUCCCGCGAAAAAGGUCCAGAAUCAAUAGAAAAUGAGCAUGAUGAUAUUACAGUGGAAUUCAGUGUAAAUACUCCCGGUGAAUCAAACUCCAAAUCUGAAACAAACAGGGAUGCACAUCAAAAAGUUGAUUGUCAUGACAAUAAAUUCGGUGAUGAUCUUACAAGGAACGGAAGCUGAUAUAGUCUGGAAUAUGGAUUUAACUAGGUUGAUUUUGCGUUUUGUGUGCUUGUACAGCUGACAUGUACAAGCUGUAAAUCAUGUGAAGGAUAUUCUUGUACUUGUUUUACCAGUACAUAUUGUUUCCUGGGUGUUAACUCAAACUUCUAUGUAGAUGCUAAUUUUCGUACUUUAUAAACAGUUUGUAGCAUGUC
This is a messenger RNA of Daucus carota subsp. sativus, 6132 nucleotides long. RefSeq lists its product as uncharacterized. The coding region runs from base 80 to 5938 and encodes 1952 amino acids. The transcript is spliced from 12 exons. NCBI's taxonomy places the organism in Eukaryota, Viridiplantae, Streptophyta, Magnoliopsida, Apiales, Apiaceae. The record is from RefSeq and is a predicted model, not a curated record.